Molecule: messenger RNA, 6372 nt
Organism: Saccharomyces cerevisiae S288C
Lineage: Eukaryota; Fungi; Ascomycota; Saccharomycetes; Saccharomycetales; Saccharomycetaceae
Gene: HFA1
Product: acetyl-CoA carboxylase HFA1
Exons: 1
Coding region: 1-6372 (2123 amino acids)
Biological process (GO): fatty acid biosynthetic process; malonyl-CoA biosynthetic process; long-chain fatty acid biosynthetic process
Cellular component (GO): mitochondrion
Molecular function (GO): metal ion binding; biotin carboxylase activity; ligase activity
Source: RefSeq, marked reviewed
AUGAGAUCUAUAAGAAAAUGGGCGUACGAGACGUUCAAUGAUGAAAAAAUCAUUCAAUUCGUGGUAAUGGCGACACCUGAUGAUUUACACGCAAAUUCGGAGUAUAUUAGAAUGGCAGACCAAUAUGUGCAGGUACCAGGGGGUACCAACAACAACAAUUACGCCAACAUAGACUUAAUACUGGACGUGGCAGAGCAAACGGAUGUGGAUGCGGUCUGGGCUGGAUGGGGCCAUGCUUCUGAAAAUCCGUGUCUUCCUGAGCUGUUAGCUAGUUCACAAAGGAAAAUACUAUUCAUUGGUCCUCCUGGACGCGCUAUGAGAUCAUUGGGUGACAAGAUUUCUUCCACUAUUGUAGCACAAAGCGCUAAAAUCCCGUGUAUCCCUUGGUCUGGUUCACAUAUAGACACUAUCCAUAUCGAUAACAAGACGAACUUUGUAUCUGUGCCGGAUGAUGUAUAUGUAAGGGGAUGUUGUUCCUCACCUGAAGAUGCUUUAGAAAAGGCUAAAUUAAUAGGAUUUCCUGUAAUGAUUAAGGCAUCCGAAGGUGGUGGAGGUAAGGGCAUUAGGCGAGUAGAUAAUGAGGAUGAUUUUAUUGCAUUAUAUCGCCAAGCAGUGAAUGAGACACCUGGGUCGCCUAUGUUUGUUAUGAAAGUUGUCACUGAUGCUCGUCACUUAGAGGUACAGUUAUUAGCUGACCAAUAUGGCACUAACAUUACAUUGUUUGGGAGAGACUGUUCCAUACAAAGGCGGCACCAAAAGAUUAUAGAAGAGGCACCAGUGACAAUAACCAAGCCUGAAACGUUUCAAAGGAUGGAACGCGCAGCAAUUCGUCUAGGUGAAUUGGUAGGUUAUGUUUCUGCGGGCACUGUCGAAUACUUAUAUUCACCAAAAGAUGAUAAAUUUUACUUUUUAGAACUGAAUCCGAGACUACAAGUAGAGCAUCCAACGACAGAAAUGAUAUCUGGCGUAAACCUUCCUGCCACUCAACUGCAAAUCGCCAUGGGCAUUCCUAUGCACAUGAUAAGUGAUAUCAGAAAACUUUAUGGUUUAGAUCCAACGGGAACUUCGUAUAUUGAUUUUAAAAAUUUAAAGAGACCCUCGCCAAAAGGCCAUUGUAUUUCAUGCAGGAUCACUUCAGAAGAUCCUAAUGAAGGUUUCAAGCCCUCCACUGGGAAAAUACAUGAGCUCAAUUUUCGUUCUUCUUCCAAUGUUUGGGGUUACUUCUCAGUAGGAAAUAAUGGUGCUAUUCACUCAUUUUCAGAUUCCCAAUUUGGGCACAUUUUUGCUGUAGGAAACGAUAGGCAAGAUGCAAAGCAAAACAUGGUUUUAGCUCUAAAAGAUUUUUCCAUCCGAGGAGAAUUCAAAACCCCCAUAGAGUACCUGAUAGAGCUAUUAGAAACUCGGGACUUUGAGAGUAAUAACAUAUCGACUGGUUGGUUAGAUGAUUUGAUUUUGAAAAAUUUAUCUUCCGAUAGCAAACUAGAUCCAACGCUCGCUAUUAUCUGUGGUGCCGCAAUGAAAGCAUACGUUUUCACAGAAAAGGUGAGGAAUAAGUAUUUGGAAUUAUUGCGGAGGGGCCAAGUUCCACCUAAAGAUUUUCUUAAAACGAAGUUUCCUGUUGACUUCAUUUUCGAUAAUAAUAGAUACUUGUUCAAUGUUGCUCAAUCAUCUGAAGAACAAUUUAUUCUUUCUAUCAAUAAGUCUCAAUGUGAAGUUAAUGUUCAAAAAUUGUCCAGUGACUGCUUGUUGAUCUCCGUUGACGGUAAAUGCCAUACAGUUUAUUGGAAGGACGAUAUCAGAGGUACAAGACUUUCGAUAGACUCCAAUACCAUAUUUUUAGAAGCUGAACUCAAUCCCACUCAAGUGAUCUCUCCAACUCCGGGGAAAUUGGUGAAAUAUUUGGUCCGAAGUGGUGAUCACGUUUUUGCUGGACAGCAAUAUGCAGAAAUAGAAAUAAUGAAAAUGCAGAUGCCACUAGUAGCGAAAAGUGAUGGUGUAAUUGAGUUACUAAGACAGCCCGGUUCCAUAAUUGAGGCUGGUGAUGUCAUCGCAAAAUUGACUUUGGAUUCGCCGUCCAAAGCUAACGAAUCGUCUUUAUACCGCGGAGAAUUACCUGUUUUAGGUCCACCGCUAAUAGAGGGUAGCCGACCAAACCAUAAGCUCAGAGUCUUAAUAAAUAGGUUAGAAAAUAUUCUCAAUGGAUAUCAUGAAAACUCUGGAAUAGAAACUACUCUAAAAGAGUUGAUAAAAAUAUUGAGAGAUGGUAGGCUUCCUUAUUCAGAAUGGGAUUCCCAAAUUUCUACGGUACGCAAUAGACUACCAAGGCAAUUGAAUGAGGGGCUGGGAAAUCUAGUCAAGAAAUCUGUUUCUUUUCCUGCAAAGGAACUGCACAAAUUAAUGAAGCGCUACUUGGAAGAAAAUACAAAUGAUCAUGUAGUUUAUGUUGCCUUACAGCCACUUCUUAAAAUUAGUGAAAGGUAUAGCGAAGGUUUAGCUAAUCACGAAUGUGAAAUUUUUUUAAAGUUGAUUAAAAAGUACUAUGCUGUUGAGAAAAUUUUUGAAAAUCAUGAUAUACAUGAAGAAAGAAACUUACUAAAUCUGCGGAGGAAAGACCUUACAAACUUGAAAAAAAUUUUGUGCAUAAGUUUAUCGCAUGCUAACGUAGUCGCAAAGAACAAGUUAGUAACUGCAAUAUUGCAUGAAUACGAGCCAUUGUGCCAGGAUUCCUCUAAGAUGUCUUUAAAAUUCAGGGCUGUUAUACAUGAUUUGGCAAGUUUGGAAUCUAAGUGGGCUAAAGAGGUUGCUGUAAAGGCAAGAUCAGUGCUACUCAGAGGGAUUUUCCCUCCCAUAAAGAAAAGAAAAGAGCAUAUUAAAACUCUCCUGCAAUUGCACAUAAAGGAUACUGGUGCCGAAAACAUUCACAGCAGGAACAUAUAUUCCUGUAUGAGGGAUUUUGGUAAUUUAAUACAUUCAAAUCUGAUACAACUUCAGGAUUUGUUCUUUUUUUUUGGCCAUCAAGAUACGGCUCUUUCCAGUAUAGCAUCUGAAAUUUAUGCAAGGUAUGCCUACGGCAAUUAUCAAUUAAAAAGUAUUAAGAUUCAUAAAGGAGCGCCUGAUUUACUAAUGUCAUGGCAAUUCAGCUCAUUAAGAAAUUAUUUAGUCAAUUCUGAUGGUGAGAGUGAUGAGUUUACAAAACUUUCUAAACCUCCCUCAACAUCAGGUAAGAGCUCAGCAAAUAGUUUUGGUCUUCUUGUCAACAUGCGUGCGCUUGAAUCUCUGGAAAAGACAUUAGACGAGGUAUACGAACAAAUUCAUAUUCCUGAGGAAAGACUUUCCAGCGGAGAGAACUCUCUUAUUGUUAAUAUUUUAUCUCCUAUUCGUUACAGAAGUGAAAAUGAUCUAAUUAAAACUUUAAAAAUUAAACUUCAUGAAAAUGAGAGAGGUCUAUCCAAGCUCAAGGUUAAUCGUAUUACAUUUGCAUUUAUCGCCGCGAAUGCGCCCGCUGUUAAAUUUUACUCCUUUGAUGGAACUACGUACGAUGAAAUCUCUCAAAUAAGAAAUAUGGAUCCAUCCUAUGAAGCACCGUUAGAGUUAGGAAAAAUGUCGAACUAUAAAAUCAGAUCACUACCUACAUACGAUAGUAGUAUACGCAUUUUUGAAGGUAUUAGCAAAUUUACGCCGCUAGAUAAAAGGUUCUUUGUCAGGAAAAUCAUAAAUUCCUUCAUGUAUAAUGAUCAAAAAACAACCGAAGAAAACUUGAAAGCGGAAAUCAAUGCUCAAGUGGUUUAUAUGUUAGAACAUCUAGGAGCAGUUGACAUCUCAAAUUCAGACUUGAAUCAUAUUUUUUUAAGUUUCAAUACAGUUCUUAACAUACCAGUACAUCGUCUCGAGGAAAUUGUGAGUACAAUUCUAAAGACUCACGAAACCAGAUUGUUUCAAGAAAGAAUCACAGAUGUAGAAAUUUGCAUCUCUGUUGAGUGCCUAGAAACAAAGAAGCCAGCCCCGCUUAGAUUACUUAUUUCUAAUAAAUCUGGGUAUGUGGUAAAAAUUGAGACAUAUUACGAAAAGAUAGGGAAAAAUGGGAAUCUGAUUUUGGAACCGUGUAGUGAGCAGAGCCAUUAUAGCCAGAAAUCUCUCUCUCUUCCUUACUCGGUCAAGGAUUGGCUACAACCUAAAAGGUACAAAGCUCAAUUCAUGGGUACAACAUAUGUGUACGAUUUCCCAGGUCUGUUUCAUCAAGCUGCAAUCCAACAGUGGAAAAGGUAUUUUCCAAAACAUAAGCUGAAUGACAGUUUUUUUAGUUGGGUUGAAUUGAUAGAACAAAACGGUAAUUUAAUAAAAGUAAACAGGGAGCCAGGCCUUAAUAAUAUAGGGAUGGUUGCUUUUGAGAUUAUGGUUCAGACACCUGAAUAUCCUGAAGGGCGUAACAUGAUCGUGAUUUCUAAUGAUAUUACCUACAAUAUUGGAUCUUUUGGACCGAGAGAAGAUUUGUUUUUUGAUAGGGUCACAAAUUAUGCAAGAGAGAGAGGGAUCCCGAGGAUAUACUUGGCGGCGAAUUCAGGAGCUAAAUUGGGUAUAGCCGAAGAGCUGAUCCCUCUAUUUCGUGUAGCAUGGAAUGACCCCUCUGAUCCAACAAAGGGUUUCCAGUACUUAUACUUAGCUCCAAAAGACAUGCAGCUACUGAAAGAUUCUGGGAAAGGAAAUUCGGUUGUUGUUGAACACAAGAUGGUAUACGGUGAAGAGAGAUAUAUUAUUAAAGCAAUAGUCGGAUUCGAAGAGGGUUUAGGUGUUGAAUGUUUACAGGGCUCGGGUUUAAUUGCUGGUGCCACUUCGAAAGCGUAUAGAGACAUUUUCACUAUUACUGCUGUUACUUGUCGGUCCGUUGGUAUAGGUUCCUAUCUGGUCAGACUAGGACAACGUACUAUUCAGGUGGAGGAUAAGCCUAUCAUACUGACGGGUGCAUCGGCGAUUAAUAAAGUUUUGGGUACCGAUAUCUAUACAUCUAACCUACAAAUUGGCGGAACCCAAAUCAUGUAUAAAAACGGAAUAGCGCAUUUAACAGCCAGUAAUGAUAUGAAAGCCAUCGAAAAAAUAAUGACAUGGUUAUCAUAUGUCCCGGCGAAAAGAGAUAUGAGUCCUCCACUUCUUGAAACUAUGGAUAGAUGGGAUAGGGAUGUAGACUUCAAACCUGCCAAGCAAGUGCCAUAUGAGGCAAGGUGGUUGAUAGAGGGUAAAUGGGACUCAAAUAACAACUUCCAGUCAGGCCUAUUUGAUAAGGAUUCGUUUUUUGAGACAUUAUCUGGAUGGGCCAAAGGUGUAAUAGUUGGAAGAGCACGUCUUGGAGGUAUUCCCGUGGGUGUUAUUGCGGUAGAAACUAAGACUAUCGAAGAAAUAAUCCCCGCUGACCCAGCUAAUCUGGAUUCUUCAGAGUUUUCCGUUAAAGAAGCAGGACAGGUGUGGUAUCCAAAUUCCGCGUUCAAAACAGCUCAAACUAUAAAUGAUUUUAACUAUGGUGAGCAAUUACCAUUGAUUAUCUUAGCCAAUUGGAGGGGAUUUUCUGGCGGUCAAAGGGAUAUGUACAAUGAAGUACUAAAGUACGGGUCUUUUAUUGUUGACGCUCUGGUUGACUACAAACAACCCAUACUGAUAUACAUUCCGCCCUUUGGUGAAUUAAGGGGCGGAUCAUGGGUUGUUAUAGAUCCAACUAUUAAUCCUGAACAAAUGGAAAUGUAUGCCGAUGUUGAAUCUAGGGGAGGUGUGUUAGAACCUGACGGAGUAGUUAGCAUAAAAUACCGUAAGGAGAAAAUGAUAGAGACGAUGAUUCGAUUAGACUCCACAUAUGGACAUUUGAGAAGAACGUUGACAGAAAAAAAGUUAUCUUUGGAAAAACAAAAUGAUCUUACGAAGAGAUUGAAAAUAAGAGAGAGACAGUUGAUACCAAUUUACAAUCAAAUCAGCAUACAGUUUGCAGAUUUACAUGAUAGAUCGACUAGGAUGCUAGUUAAAGGAGUAAUCCGAAAUGAGUUGGAAUGGAAAAAGUCACGCAGAUUUUUAUAUUGGAGACUGAGAAGGAGGUUGAACGAGGGACAAGUGAUCAAAAGACUGCAAAAAAAAACAUGUGAUAACAAAACGAAAAUGAAGUACGACGACCUGUUGAAAAUAGUUCAGUCAUGGUAUAACGAUCUGGAUGUUAAUGAUGACAGAGCAGUAGUGGAGUUCAUAGAAAGAAAUUCGAAAAAAAUUGACAAGAACAUUGAAGAGUUUGAGAUCUCGCUGUUGAUCGAUGAGCUUAAGAAAAAAUUUGAAGACAGAAGGGGAAACAUUGUCCUUGAAGAGCUAACUAGGUUGGUGGACAGUAAGCGAAAGAGAUAG